CGCGGCCCGGAUAUACGACGGUGCUGGCGAGGAUACUAACAAUCAACCCAGGUAAUCCAGAGAACUAAUGCCCGGCCCUAGCGGCUCAUAUCUGGAGGAUUUGUGGAACAAACAAGAUCCCACGGCGGAGGUUCCCAGGUCGUCACGAGUGUCACAGAGGUGUCUAUUUCUGGUGAAUCUCUCAUGCAGCCUGCCAGCCCGGCGCAUGACACUGAAUGGACAAUCUUCGAACCUCGACUCAUGCGAGCUGUUACCUCUUGAAUCGACCUCGUAGAACAAAGAAACAUGAGAGGCUCGCUUCGUUUAAGACAUAUGAGAUCGAGAAACAGGCUGUUUCCAGCUCGCUUGGAUCCUUCCUGGUGGUCUGACCCUGGCAAGUGGGAGUUUUUGGAUAAUUGUCCGUCAAUCAUGCUGCCCCUUUGGGACGGACUGUCUCUCCAUAUCCCAAGCUCUCUCGCCAAUGGAGGUACGCCAUCCAAGGUCCGGUAUCCAGCGGCCGGCACUCACUACCCGCAUCGACGGAUACAGAGCCUCCUGAGUCCAAUAGUGAAGCCAUCAAGCCUUGAACAAGUUCAACAAAAAGAGGGGUCCCUAAUUGGCAUCUUGCCGGGGUUGAAUGCAGCCACCGACCCGCGCUGCAGAAUGGGCGAUCCAUGUGCAAGUCCGGCAGGGGGCGAAGCUUAUGCCUGGUUCCUCGGCCAUGUCUUACCACGGCUUCGUCCAUUCAAUCUCUCUGAACUCGGAAAAGCUUUCUCAGCCUCUGGAGCAGAACUGUGGCUGGUGUCCAUGGCCUGGCUGGAGUUGGGCUUGCCGAGACAUGACUAUGUGGUUCUCCCGACCGGCACACCGUGGCUUGCGAGGCGGCGAAACCUCGUCCGCCCGACCAGGAAGGCGUCGUAGGCUGGAUCCUCUUCCUGGAGCCAUGUCGCAAUUGACGGCGGGAAGGACAUGCGGCCAAGGGGGCCUCCUGUCAGACCCCAAAGCCUAAUGCACCAUGUCCAUUCCUUUUCUCAGCUCAACUCCAUGGGCUUGCUUUCUGGCAUACAGACCGAUGUGGAUCUG
Exophiala viscosa is the source of this 1062-nucleotide messenger RNA. RefSeq lists its product as uncharacterized. The transcript is spliced from 2 exons. NCBI's taxonomy places the organism in Eukaryota, Fungi, Ascomycota, Eurotiomycetes, Chaetothyriales, Herpotrichiellaceae. The record is from RefSeq and is a predicted model, not a curated record. The coding region runs from base 286 to 900 and encodes 204 amino acids.